Molecule: messenger RNA, 1814 nt
Organism: Magallana angulata
Lineage: Eukaryota; Metazoa; Mollusca; Bivalvia; Ostreida; Ostreidae
Product: sphingomyelin phosphodiesterase 3-like
Exons: 7
Coding region: 173-1576 (467 amino acids)
Biological process (GO): sphingomyelin metabolic process
Cellular component (GO): cytoplasm
Molecular function (GO): sphingomyelin phosphodiesterase activity
Source: RefSeq, a predicted model, not a curated record
UCGUGUCCGUAAUCACAGGCACUUGUUUCUGAGAAAAUAAUUUACCCAAUAGUAUAAUAUAUACUAUAGGGUAAAAGUUUUCUCAGAAACAAGUGCCUGUGUCCGUAAUGUAGGCUUCUGAGAAAUCUAAAAUGAUUUAUAAAAGAAUGUUGCAGUAGAAAGAAAUAGGAAUAUGUUGCACAAGACGCCAUUUCCUCACAGAUACCAACAAUGGGCUUUUGAUCUGUCAGAAUUCAUCCUUAGGCCGGUCCUCUUGAGGCUCAGUGAAAUUGUGUCCAUUUUUAUCCCAACCACCCAUGAACGGAAUCAUGUAGUAGGGCUAAUGCACUACCUCCAAAACCUGUCCCUCCUACCUCUGUAUCUGAGCAUACUGAUUUGUCUUCUAGUCCCAGCAAUAGUUGCUUUCUUCUUGCGGUGUCUCCUUCAUUUAUACAGAAAUUCCUACAUUCUCUCAGUAAGAUUAAAAGAUCAUGGACAAACAGAUGCAGAUACCUCAACAUGUCAUCAGAAAUGUCAUAGAUACAAUAUCUCGACAAUGAACAUCUGUCUGUUGCCCGAGUUUCUGUCUCGAUUUAACAAUCUCUCUCACACUUCCUGGAGAGCUCAAAAUAUAGGGUGGCGAAUUAUUGCAGAUCAAGAUCAAUCCAUAAUUAAACCCAAAGCACCAAGCUCUAGGGAGCAUAUUCUUACCAACUUUCCCGGGAUGGAUUUUAUUUGUAUACAAGAAGCAUGGCACAGAGACUACAGCAGAUCUUUAGUCAAUGAGCUUCAUAAGAUAUACCCUUGGAUCAUAUAUGAUGUGGGAAACUCGAACCUAUAUAACAAUUACUUUUUAUUUAAUAGUGGAUUGAUGUUUGUCAGUAAAUAUGAAAUACUUGAUGCUUGCUUUAAAACAUACAGUCAUUCUUGCAAACAGUGUUUGUUUUCUGGAAAAGGACUCCUAAUGGUCAAGGUAUUGCUUGAAAAAACAAGUAAAGGUACCAAAGUAGGUUACAUCUUCAAUACACACCUACAGGCAUACCAAGGUGAAACCCCGAUCAUUCAGAAACAAUUAGAUGAAGUGCAACUUUGGACAAAGGAAUUCCGUGCAAUGACCAGUGGUCAAGGUGACAUAGUGACCUUUGACAUCCUGUGUGGGGACUUUAACUUUGAUAACAUAUCACCAGGUGACCAGUGUCUCUCAGAACAUAGACUCUUUAGUAUGUAUGUCGACCCAGCUCGUAAAACUGUGGGUAAGGACCAGGACUGGACUGUAGGUACAGAAAUGAGACAGUCAUGUUUAUGGGAGGCGGAUGUUUCAACCCCAGAGAAAUUUAAGGUGUCUCUAAAAAAUCCUGCAAAACGGAGAAGGUACAUACUUGAUGCUGACGUUGAAGUAGCCACACUCUCUAAUCUUGUGUACAACGCUCAUCCCAAAACAGGGAAAGUAAAUGAGGAGCGUGAUGGAAAACGCAGGAUAGACUAUGUCUUAUACAACAAAGAUGUCAAUGUUAAAGUUGAACAAUAUGCCUUUGUGACCAGAUUGGCCCAAGUGACUGACCAUAUACCAGUAACCAUGACGAUAAGCACUUUGUGAUACCAUGUAUGGAACAGCUUUUGAGAAAACCAGAAUUUCUCACCUGCAGCUAGCAUUUUGUGAUAUUUUAGCAGACUACCUUAAACCUUACAUUAAGAAGAACUAGUUUGUAGAUUAUUUUUUCAUUUUACAAGAAAUCAAUGUGAUGCAAUCUUAUGACAGACAUUUGAGAGAAUCCUGUAGCCAUAAAAUCUGUCAUUUUGUGAUAUUUAACCAAUUAAAGGAUCAAAUAGGGGUA